GCCUAGCAGUGUAGACCCCGACCCAUAAGCCUCCUGCAGACACACCUGUAGAGGAGAGUAUAAAGACCCUGGACUGAACUGAGUCAGACAUCAAGCUUCAAGGAGUCUCUCCACAGCAGCUCUCCAGAGAAGCUCCACAGCCUCCAGACCGACCCUGAAGAUGACUCCCUCUGCCAGCCUGCUGCUGCUGCUCCUGCUCGGCCUCUCUCAGGCACUUCCUCUCCAGGAGCCAGGAGGCGAAGAAGAAGAAGAAGCUCCAGACACCGUCGACAUCACCACCAGGAUUCUGACCUCCAACAAGGGCAGCGAUGAGAUCCUGCUGGAAGGAGACCUGCUGGUUCCCAGUACCAGAAAUGCCCUAAUGUGCCCUAACCAGAACUGCUUCUGGAAGAAAAACUCCAGUGGCCUGGUGACAGUCCCCUUCACCGUGAGCAGUGAGUACACCAGCUCAGAGAAGCAGCUGAUUGUCAAAGCCUUGCAGGGCUUCCACAGCACAACCUGUAUCCGCUUCGUGCCCCGUAACAACGAGGCCGACUACAUCAGCGUGGAGAACAAAUCAGGAUGUUUCUCCUUUCUGGGCAAAGUGGGAGGCAGUCAGGUUAUCUCUCUGCAGAGGUAUGGCUGCGUCUACAACGGCAUCAUCCAGCACGAGUUCAACCACGCUCUGGGCUUCCGGCACGAACACACCAGGAGCGAUCGCGACAACUACGUCAGGAUCAAUUGGGCCAACAUCAACCCACAGAUGGCCUACAACUUCAACAAGCAGGUCACCAACAACCUGAACACUUCCUACGACUACAGCUCCAUCAUGCACUAUGAAAGAACAGCCUUCUCCAUCAACUGGCUGGACACCAUCACCCCCAUCCCCAACCCUAACGUCCAGAUCGGCCAGAGUCAGGGCUUGUCCUCCUUGGACAUCAUAAGGAUCAAUAAGCUCUACAGCUGCUAA
This is a messenger RNA of Perca flavescens (yellow perch), 949 nucleotides long. Its product is annotated as high choriolytic enzyme 1-like. The record is from RefSeq and is a predicted model, not a curated record. The transcript has a single exon. Gene Ontology annotation, biological process: proteolysis. Bases 161 to 949 code for a protein of 262 amino acids. Lineage: Eukaryota; Metazoa; Chordata; Actinopteri; Perciformes; Percidae. Gene Ontology annotation, molecular function: zinc ion binding; metalloendopeptidase activity.